Molecule: messenger RNA, 2980 nt
Organism: Aureobasidium subglaciale EXF-2481
Lineage: Eukaryota; Fungi; Ascomycota; Dothideomycetes; Dothideales; Saccotheciaceae
Exons: 2
Coding region: 281-2980 (899 amino acids)
Molecular function (GO): protein binding
Source: RefSeq, a predicted model, not a curated record
AUUUUCUUACCUAUGUCAUCCUCGUCUUGACCAACAGAAACUUUUUCCUCGUUGUAAACUUCCAUGUCGAUCAAAUCCUCAUAUCAAGCAUAUCCUCCUGCACGCUCGACCUUGUUUAGUCGAUAGGUGCACGUGUUCUCCUGCCUAGGACUAUCACAGUACACAGUUACCUGUCUGCGCCCGCCGAGCUAUCGCGCAUGAGGCAGAGUCUUGUGUAGCGUGCAUCCGCCUCAUCCCUCCCACUCCAAGUCCACAUUUCUUUCCAAGUGACCUUGACAUCAUGGCCGACGAUAACUCCUUUUUCGAUGCCUCGUCACUCUCCCAUUUAAAUCAGAAUAAUCCUUCCAAUCAGAGGUCAAACAUCCCUCGCCGUUCCCUCUUCAACUCAUCGCCUAACCAUUUUGUUCCUACACCUUCCACCCCCACUCCCGCCCCCGCUCUUCUCACCUUGAAUUCGUCGCGCGCUAUCGCCGGCGACUCUUCUCCAAGUCUGGAUUCCCCGUCUUCACCAGAGGACCAGGUCCGCGCUACUAUCAACCGACGGAGAAUACCUCGCGCGGAAAAGGAUGUUGAUGAUCCCAGCAACCCGGUCUCGUCAAGCCGCUAUUCCAUCAACAGGCAACAAAGCACCACCCUAACCACCCUCAGUCGUUUGUUUGCCGUCCAGUCAGUAGCAUCCCCCCCUGACUACCGUCCUCUGUCCGACUGUCAAAUCCAAAAUGGCAUCCCUCAACCACUCUCAGCUAUCCGUACCAGUGAAACCGCACCUCUGAAUGACCAUCUCUAUACACGCGGUCUACUAGGAGGUCGACAUUCGGAUAUCACUGUUCACGUCUUUGGCUACCCCUACAAGCUUCACCGCCUCAUUCUCGAUCGGGCGACUUUCUUCGCGUCAGCCUUGUCUGGACCAUGGUUGGAAAGCAAGGCGAGCGAGAUUUCACUACAUCCCGAAGACAUCGACACAAACAUCACUCAAGUCUCGUUCGAGCUGGCUCUGAAACGUCUAUAUGGUGCCACUGUGUCCGAGGAGGAAGAUGUUGAAGCAGUGAGCUUGUUUGCUACUGCUUGCUGGUUGGAGAUGCCUGAUCUCAUCGACUCAAGCAUAGAGUCCAUGCUGCGACAGAUGUCAACUGCGACCUUGGCACCUCUAAUCAAGCUGGUGACCAGCAACUACUACGGUCGAUCUGGAGACAAGAUUCUUGCGUCAGCAAAAGCUAUGCUAUGUCGAGAUGGCUGGAAGAUGUCAACAAAGUACUGGGACGGCAUACCUGGUGAUAUCGUCCGUGAGAUAGUUGGUGGCGAUGGCUUCUUCAUCAAUGGUGAAUGGGAUAGAUGGGUACUAGCCAAGCGUCUCCUGGAUCGUCAUCUCAAGGUUCUUGCCAUCGAAGCUGGACUUGUCGAUUCAGUGUCAUGGUCCAAGGUGCGGAAAGCGCCUGAAACAGCCAACCUCAUGGCUGUCCGUUUUGACUCAGUCUAUCGUAAGAACGCCAUGGCAGCUGGUGCCGCUCCAGAUGGUCUGCAACGGUGGAUCAGCCUUUACACACACCCAGACAUUGAGCCCUUGUUGGUGCUGCUUGAUGAGGGCAUACACUACAUCCAUCUUGACUUUGAACAGCUGCAAUAUAUCCGAAGAGCUCGCGAUGUCCUUGGCUUACCUAUGAUGCCUGACAAGGUCAUCUCUAACGCAUUGUGGAUGCAGAUGGAGCUACGUCAAAAAGUACUGAACGCCAAGGAUGUUGACAUGGAGCUUGGUCUAAGUGAGGGUAUCGCAGAGUUGACAAGUCCGCACAUGCGAGCAGCAUCUUUGACGGAGCCGUCGAUUAAAGGCAAGCAGAAAAAUGAGGUUGUUGAUGAAUUUGAUGACCUCGAGGACGAAGACAUUGCUUCAAACUCCUGGGAUGGCAAUGGCAAACCCCGCAAAUUCUGGAUCCCUUCCGCGGACUGCAACAUCGUCAUGGGUGGAGCGACUGAUGCUGCAAUGAUGACUGCUGCGAACCCACAGGCUAACCGUCUCUCUGCUACCAUCCAACCCGAAGAUGUGCAGUGGGCUUCAGAUUUCGCCGCCAACCCAUCAGAAACACGAUCAAUCCCACAGAUCGUUCGGCCUGACUCAGUUGCCGACUCGAACACAUCUGAAUUACGUCCAGUCAGCUACUCGCACUUCCCGCCAUUUAGAUUUGCUGUCGAGUUCCCCAGCCCCCGACUGCUCAAGGAGAAGAAGCGUGUAUACAGCCGCACAAUCUUCUACUGUGGCUCUUGGUGGAAUUUAUACAUUCAGAAAGUCCGAAGGGGUAAGAACCCUCAACUUGGUGUUUAUCUUCACCGCGCCAAGGAGCGUGAGACAGAGGAAACACUGGCUGCUGGCGGUCAGACUGUACCCAACACGCGUGUAGACGAACGAAUUGGUCAUCUUGAAAGGGAAAUGAUCUUGCGAGCUGAUCGCCGAGCCGAAGAGCGCAGGCGUUUGCUCACACGACGACGCAGUGGCGAUGUUGCGGAUCAUGAUGGUGCCGAUAGCAGUGGCAGCACAGAUCCGGACGGAGGUCCUGCUGGUGUAGAGACAACACCAAGAGCUCGUGGGUUAGGUGGAUAUCGCAAAAGCAGUGAGUUGGACGUGCUGUCAAACUUCCCGACCAAACCUGCAUACUACGACGAGCAAGAUUCCGACUUCGAAGACGAAGACCCAGAGAUCGCAAAACUCACACGUAGUGUACGUGUUCCUACAUUGCCGCCCUAUGUCGACAGCCGUCCGACCAUUAAGGCGUACUUCAAAAUAUACUCACCCAGUAAGGGAGGUCGUAUGUUGAGCGUCUACGAAAGCGCACCAGACACUUUCAACUUCAGUCAGAGUUGGGGAUGGAAGAGCAGCACAUUGAUGCUUGAUGAUGGAAUGCUCGGUGAUGAGAUCAAUCUCGAAGCAGAGAUACCGGUGCGAGAUGCGAACAAGUUACGAUUUAUGAUUGUUAUUGGCAAUGUGUAA